AUGAUCUAUCUAUCUAUCUAUCUAUCUAUCUAUCUAUCUAUCUAUCUAUCUAUCAGCAAUAUAUAUAUAUAUAUAUAUGUAUAUGUAAAAUCUUGUGCGUUUCAUCUAUCUAUCUAUCUAUCUAUCUAUCUAUCUAUCUAUCUAUCUAUCUAUGCUGAUGACUUAUUCGUUCAGGGCGCUGCCAGCGAUGCAGUUUUCUCCCGAUUUACUUACCUCUACCCGCCUGUUUGGAAUUGCAUCUUCCGUUUACUUUGCUUUCAUUGCCUCUUCUAUUUAAAUUAUCUAUCUAUCUAUCUAUCUAUCUAUCUAUCUAUUUAUCUAUCUAUCUAUCUAUCUAUCUAUCUAUCUAUCUAUCUAUCUAUCUAUCUAUCUCUCUAUUUCAACCUCUCCCUGUCUCUUAUCUAUCCCAUCUAUCUAUCUAUCUAUCUAUCUAUCUAUCUAUCUAUCUAUCUAUCUAGCUGUUCCCCUCUAUCCCUAUCUAUCGAUUUCUCAUCUAUCUAUCUAUCUAUUCAUCUAUCUAUCUAUCUAUCUAUCUAUCUAUCUUUCAACCUGCUGAUAUCUAUCUAUCUAUCUAUCUCUCUAUCUAUCUGUCUCUCUCUAUCUAUCCCAGCAUUCAUCUCUCUAUUUCUAUCUCUUUCUCUCUCUGUCUCUAUCUAUCCCAGUCUAUCUAUCUAUCUAUCUAUCUAUCUAUUCCGUUCUCAUAUCUAUCUAUCUAUCUAUCUUCAUCUAUUCGUUUCGCUAUGUCUGUUUUCUCCACAUAUCGUUUACCCUCUUCUCGACAGCUCCAGUAAUCUGAAGCUUUUAAAAGCUUGUAAACAAAAACACAUACAAUAUUUUGCGCAAUGGCCAAAGCUAAAAAUCCUCCGCAUCAGUCAGAGAAAACAAGUUUAA
This is a messenger RNA of Acanthosepion pharaonis, 891 nucleotides long. The record is from the annotation of a GenBank genome assembly. Lineage: Eukaryota; Metazoa; Mollusca; Cephalopoda; Sepiida; Sepiidae.